CCCGGGGCUCCGGCAGCCGAGCCAUGGCGGGGAACUGUGGGGCCCGCGGCGCGCUGUCGGCGCACACGCUGCUGUUCGACCUGCCGCCCGCGCUGCUCGGGGAGCUCUGCGCGGUUCUGGACAGCUGCGACGGCGCGCUGGGCUGGCGCGGCCUGGCAGAGAGACUUUCAAGCAGCUGGCUGGAUGUUCGUCAUAUUGAAAAGUAUGUAGACCAAGGUAAAAGUGGAACAAGAGAAUUACUUUGGUCCUGGGCACAGAAAAACAAGACCGUCGGUGACCUUUUACAGGUCCUCCAGGAGAUGGGGCAUCGUCGAGCUAUUCAUUUAAUUACAAACUAUGGAGCAGUGUUGAGUCCUUCAGAGAAGAGUUAUCAGGAAGGUGGAUUUCCAAACAUAUUAUUCAAGGAAACAGCCAAUAUCACAGUGGAUAAUGUUCUUAUUCCUGAACAUAAUGAAAAAGGAGUACUGCUUAAAUCUUCCAUCAGCUUUCAAAACAUCAUAGAAGGAACUAGAAAUUUCCACAAAGACUUCCUAAUUGGAGAAGGAGAGAUUUUUGAGGUAUACAGAGUGGAGAUUCAAAACCUAACAUAUGCUGUCAAAUUAUUUAAACAGGAGAAAAAUAUGCAGUGUAAGAAGCAUUGGAAGAGGUUUUUAUCUGAGCUUGAAGUUUUACUACUGUUUCGUCACCCAAACAUACUAGAGUUGGCUGCAUAUUUUACAGAGACUGAGAAGUUCUGUCUGGUUUAUCCAUACAUGAGAAAUGGAACACUUUUUGACAGAUUGCAGUGUGUAGGUGACACGGCCCCACUCCCUUGGCACAUUCGAAUCAGUAUAUUAAUAGGAAUAUCCAAAGCCAUUCACUACCUGCACAACGUUCAACCAUGCUCGGUCAUCUGUGGCAGUAUAUCAAGUGCAAACAUCCUUUUGGAUGAUCAGUUUCAACCCAAACUAACUGAUUUUGCCAUGGCACACUUCCGGUCCCACCUAGAACAUCAGAGUUGUACCAUAAAUAUGACCAGCAGCAGCAGUAAACAUCUGUGGUACAUGCCAGAAGAGUACAUCAGACAGGGGAAACUUUCCAUUAAAACAGACGUCUACAGCUUUGGAAUUGUAAUAAUGGAAGUUCUAACAGGAUGUAGAGUAGUGUUAGAUGAUCCAAAACAUAUCCAGCUGCGGGAUCUCCUUAGAGAAUUGAUGGAGAAAAGAGGCCUGGAUUCAUGUCUCUCAUUUCUAGAUAAGAAAGUGCCUCCCUGCCCUCGGAAUUUCUCCGCCAAGCUCUUCUGUUUGGCAGGCCGGUGUGCUGCAACGCGGGCAAAGUUAAGACCAUCAAUGGAUGAAGUUCUAAAUACUCUUGAAAGUACUCAAGCCAGCUUGUAUUUUGCUGAAGAUCCUCCCACAUCACUAAAGUCCUUCAGGUGUCCUUCUCCUCUAUUCCUGGAGAAUGUACCAAGUAUUCCAGUGGAAGAUGAUGAAAGCCAGAAUAACAAUUUACUGCCUUCUGAUGAAGGCCUGAGGAUAGACAGAAUGACUCAGAAAACUCCUUUUGAAUGCAGCCAGUCUGAGGUUAUGUUUCUGAGCUUGGACAAAAAGGCAGAGAGCAAGAGAAAUGAGGAAGCUUGCAACAUGCCCAGUUCUUCUUGUGAAGAAAGUUGGUUCCCAAAGUAUAUAGUUCCAUCCCAGGACUUAAGGCCCUAUAAGGUAAAUAUGGAUCCUUCUUCAGAAGCUCCAGGCCAUUCUUGCAGGAGCAGGCCAGUGGAUAGCAGCUGUUCCUCCAAAUUUUCCUGGGAUGAAUAUAAACAGUACAAAAAAGAAUGAAUUCCACCAGAAGAUAAAGAAAAAAGCAAAUAUUGCGUAGGCACCUGAGCACAGAUAUGACCUUGGGAAGACAUUGGCUCCAUAAGCAAUGCCAAGAGAAUGAUCAAUAGUGAGUUUGGGUGAUGCAGAUAAACAAUCUGGACAAUUCCAUUCCUUUUUUCCAAAACCCUCAAACAGAGUGCCUUAAAAAAUUGUUUUAUCAGGAUAAUUGCCUCAUGACCAAAUCCACGCUCAAUUAGAGCCCUUCGAAAUGCCUUAAGAUCAGGGGUUCUGACUUCAGCCAAACAAAACAAUCAAAACCUACCAAAAAGGGACUGGAUUCUAAUGUCUUCUCCAUCAUCCUCAGUGUGAGUCCUCAGAGCCUCCAUCUGCCGAGAACAUUCAGUUGGAUUCCGUAGUUUGGUUUAGCUUGCUUGCAAGGCUUGUAGGAGAUGUCUAAUUUGUAAAUGUUAAUAGAUACCUUUGGAAAGAAUCACCUUGUUAUUCUGAUUGA
Molecule: messenger RNA, 2307 nt
Organism: Nomascus leucogenys (northern white-cheeked gibbon)
Lineage: Eukaryota; Metazoa; Chordata; Mammalia; Primates; Hylobatidae
Gene: IRAK3
Product: interleukin 1 receptor associated kinase 3
Biological process (GO): protein phosphorylation; negative regulation of MAP kinase activity; interleukin-1-mediated signaling pathway
Cellular component (GO): nucleus; cytoplasm; plasma membrane
Molecular function (GO): protein binding; ATP binding; protein serine/threonine kinase activity
Source: RefSeq, a predicted model, not a curated record